This is a messenger RNA of Doryrhamphus excisus (bluestripe pipefish), 2269 nucleotides long. RefSeq names its product glomulin-like. Lineage: Eukaryota; Metazoa; Chordata; Actinopteri; Syngnathiformes; Syngnathidae. Gene Ontology annotation, cellular component: cytoplasm. The record is from RefSeq and is a predicted model, not a curated record. Gene Ontology annotation, molecular function: ubiquitin-protein transferase inhibitor activity.
GAGAUAAGAGGUUUAUGUCAGGUCUCCUCUCAGACUGAAUCGCAGUGUCAAGAGAGCCGCACCUUGCUCCCUACGCUGGUUCUGACACUUCCACCACACCAACUGCUGCUUUUCCAGCAUCUGUUUGGGGCACCACAAAUUAAAGCAAACCGCUAAUCGGAUUGGCUGAGUGGACGGAGGUGACACAGAUGAUGAAUGAGGAUCUGGUGAAUGACCUCAUCCAGCGAUGGAGAAUUACUCCAGAGGAUGAUCUGAAACCAGAGGACUACCAGCAGUUCAAGGAUUUGGGAUGUGCCUGUCUCACUCAGGGAGGCAUUCAAGACUUUCUGACAUUCCUUCAAGAUGAGAAAAACCAGAGUAUGGUGAAGUCCAUGGGCUGUCUUCUCUUGAGCCCUCUCAUGAAGGAAGCACUGAAAAAGGACAAGAGUCCUGACCACCUCAGUGUAUCCAUCACACAUGUAACCACGACCUGCAGGCCCCAUGAAGUCCUGCAGAACUUGCUGGCAGUCAUCAAAGAUACUGAUGCAGAUGCCAUUUCAGAGACACUGGUGGCAACUGUCCCCUAUCUUCAGACAGGGUUACUCAGGCUGGAGGCAGGUCGAGCAUCCUCUUUAGGCUUGAUUCUGUCCGUUCUGCACAAGCAGCUGUCUCGGCUGCCGGUGCCAUACACUGCGCAGCAGGAGGCAGAUGAUGAGUUUGGCGUGUGCCGCUGUUGCGCCGCCUUGACGUCAUUCACUAAACCGUUCCUGCAGGAGGUGAGGAGCAAUGAUGGAAAUCACCAAGAGAUGAAGCUGGAGCUGCUCAACUUCUGCAUGAGAAGCCUCAGAGAACCUUUGCUUGAAGCAGAACUGACUCCACAGAGAAACUCCCCCUUGUGGCUCUUUGCAUCACACAUCAUGGUCACUUUAGUUACAAUCCAUCAGUCCAUCACAGAGCUCCUCUUCUUCAGCACAGUGAAACAAAACAUCAAGAUGGACAAAAAUCAGUUAGCAGAGUCAAAAGGCUGUCUGGCGUAUCUCCUGUUUGUCAGGCUCCUGGCUAUAGAAUGCAUCCCGACAGUGCUCAGCCCAGAAUUUAUUCUUCAGUGCAAUGUGGAAUACAUCCAUCAACUCCUCAGCAGUAAAAAGGAGUCCCAUUUGCUCAAAGGAAUGGCACUGUUUGAAAGAAGCUUGGAGAGAGUGCAAGACAACAGCCUGUCAGGGAGUCUGCUGGAAGUGAAGAGCUUCCACGACGUGAAGCAGAGCCUGCUGCAAGUUCUGACUGACUGUCCCAUGCAACAUCUGAGAGAAAGUGGCCUGAAGGUUUUACAACUUCUCAUCAACAAACUCGAAAUUGAAGCAAAGUACAAGUUGUUCAGAUGUCUGUUAAAGACCAGCAAUCAUCCAGGAGUGGAAGGUUACAUUGUGAAGAACAUUCGAAAUCAAGUAGAAUCCUCCCUGAAGCCGGGCAACUCCACAGUAUGGUUCCUGGGGGUGGAGCUUCUCUCACUGUUGGGGCUGGUGUUGAAUUUACCCCAGGGUGCACAAACUGAUCUGCUUCACAACAUGGACAAGAUAAUGGAGAGUCUGAACCUCCUGCGCUACCUUCUUAUCAGAGACAAACCACUGAGCAGCAAUGCAGACGUGUGGGAACAACUCAGCAGGAUGAGAGAAGAGUACACAAAAAUGCUACGCGUGUGUAUCAGUAUGUCAAGAGCUUAUUAUAUGGCAGAGCUGAAGGCGCUGAGAGAUGAUCAUAAGCAAAAAGUGAGAGAGGCCAGAGCGUCGACUGGCAAAUCCCUUCAAAGCAUGACAAUAAAAAGUGAGAAUUUAUCGAAGAUGACCCCAGAAGUGAAGCACCAGGUGCUACAGAGUGCUCUAGUGACCUUCGACCUGAUGGAGAGCCUCAUUGUGCGCAUUGAGGAGAUAACGGAGGAAACAUCCCAACAAGCUAAACAUUUAUUUGUGUGACUAAGUAAACAAUUAACUCCACAAGUGUAAAUGUUUGUGUCAAAAAAAAAACCAACCCCAAACACAGCAACAAGUUCAAGACUCAACACAAGACCUUACAUGAGGUUUCUUAGCAUCUCCCACACAGAACUUCUUUCAAGGAUGUGAGCCCUAGCCAGAGCCAUACGGUCCCGUAUACGGUCGACAUGAGGCUUGCUUGUGGCCUAUGGAUUAAGGUGCAUUGGCUCACUUAAAAAUACUAAAUUAACAAUAAAAAGUAUGCAAGUUAAAUACAAGUAUGAUGGACAUUUUCUGUACUUUUUCGUCAAAUAGUGCAUACU